Sabethes cyaneus is the source of this 1824-nucleotide messenger RNA. RefSeq lists its product as uncharacterized. Lineage: Eukaryota; Metazoa; Arthropoda; Insecta; Diptera; Culicidae. The transcript is spliced from 5 exons. Bases 1 to 1824 code for a protein of 607 amino acids. The record is from RefSeq and is a predicted model, not a curated record.
AUGCGGUAUACAGAGUCCGAACUUGAUGCCGCUGCAUAUGAAUUGAUGACUGCUGGAAACAGCAAUUAUCAAUUCAGAAGAGCAAACAUGGUACUUCCUAGUUCAAAAACUUUAAAACGACAUAUUGCAAAGCAUACCACAGACACCCGAGAAGGAGUUUUAAUGGUAGUGCCACUACUUAAAUAUUUGAAUGCUCAUAACUAUCCAUUGGUAGUAGCGUUAAGUGAAGACGGGACAACCAUAUCGCCCAAUCCAGAGUAUGACUCCAGGAGUGAUGCAAUUCGUGGCUUAGUGGCUCCUUUAGAUCAGUUUGGUAUGCCUAAGCAAGACAUUUUCAAAGCCAGCUCAAUUGGAAAGAUUAUAAACGAUCUGGAUCAUUUUGCUGUUGGUGAAUACUUAUAUAUUGUAUUGGCGACACCAAUGGUCGUGGGUGCAUCACCUUAUUGCAUAUUUUACAUGUGUAGUGAUAACAGAUUUACGCAUGCUCAAGUAUUAUCAAGGUGGACCCACGUAGAAUCAGAAUUAAAAAAAGUUGGUAUAACCGUUGUGUCGACCGCAUCCGAUGGCGAUCCACGACUACUGAUGGCUAUGAGACAGAGAACAAGAAUGCCUAAAUCUCAGAAAUCCAAAUCGUACGGUCCACACUUUGUCAUGGAUAUGGAUGAUGAACCAGUCUGUAUUCAAGACAGUAUUCAUUUAGUCAACAAACUUCGUCAUACCUUAUUGGAUCCUAAAAAACAUAUGCGUUUAGGAGACUACGUAAUUUCACCCGCAGUUCUGAAACAAAUGAUGGAAACUGGAGAUAAAAUAAUACACAAAUUAAAUCCUUCUGAUUUAAAUUCAGCGGACCGAAUGAAAUUCGAUCCAUCGGUAAAACUUAUGUCGUUGGAUUUAAUUGAUCAUUUAACCACAAUUGUACCUGGGAGCGUCGGGACAGCUACAUAUUUACUAAUAAUGCGUAAGGCCUAUUCAGCAUUUAAUGAUCCACACAUGUCGCCUGCUGAACGCAUAACUGCAAUUUGGACUGCUUUGUUAUUUGUACGUGCAUGGCGACAAAUUUGUUUAAAGAACCAGAAAACAUUAAAACAGUGCCCUACAUCCAAUGUGUACCAUUGCCUGGAACUGAAUGCGCAUGGCUUGAUAAAAUUCGUUGUCAGAUGCCGGCAAGCGGAAAACAGUGGGCAGUUUAUUACAACUCAUUUGUCGAGUCAGCCAUGUGAAACAGCUUUUCGAGAACUUCGUUCCAUGACAACUAUUAAUCACACCGCAGUAAACUUUACCAUGAAAGACGUGGAGCAACGGAUACAAAAACUCCAAAUGAAAUUACUAAUCAUCCAUCGUAGAAAAACAGAACUAAAUUUCCCAUGCCUGCAGAAACAACAGCUGAAAUCCCAAAAUAUGCCGUCACAUGAUCUACCUAGUGAUACUCAGAUCCGCCAAGCGAUUGAACAAGCUGAAAAUGAUACAAUCAAUUUGUUAAUAUCUCUUGGUGUUGAUGAGGAACAAUUCGAUUUCAGGGAAAGCAUAGUUGUCAACUCUAAAACAGAGUCCGAAUUUGAAUUCGUUUCGUAUAAAGAUCUAAAUAGUUCGGAUUGCAAAGACAACCAUCUUGAUAAUUACGGUAUCAACGAAGUCGCUUCUACAAACAAUAAUCCUGAAGAUCAGACGUUCUCGUCGAUUGAAAAUGUACCGGAGGAACGCAUUAUUGAAGAUGCUGAGAACAUUUUUAAAAAAGCUGGGGGAGAAAUCGUUCUCCGCCAAUGUGCCUCUGGUGGUCCACAUCGAAACGUUUUCUAUGUAGACAAACUUCGUAGUCGUGCGUAA